AACGGAAAUACCUUUCACGACAACUUCCGGAGGAGGCCGCCAUGGCUGCCCGCGACGAGGUUCUGGCUUUGAGGACUGAAGUUGCCCAGCGUGAGGAAGAGCUGAGUUCCCUGAAGCAGAGGUUGGCUGCGGCUCUUUUGGAGAAGCAGGAAUCUGAGUCAGAACGGCUGGUUCUAGUGUCGCCGCUUCCUCCGAAGGCCGCCCUGUCCCGAGACGAGAUUCUGCGCUACAGUCGGCAGCUCGUGCUGCCUGAAUUGGGCGUGCACGGACAGUUGCGCCUGGCGACCGCCUCAGUGCUGGUCGUGGGCUGUGGUGGGCUCGGCUGCCCAUUGGCGCAGUACCUGGCAGCGGCCGGCGUUGGUCGCAUUGGCCUGGUGGACUACGACGUAGUAGAGAUGAGCAACCUGCCCCGCCAAGUGCUGCAUGACGAGGCACUGGCCGGGCAGGCCAAGGCCUUUUCGGCGGCCGCCGCGCUGCGCCGCCUCAACUCGGCGGUGGAGUGCGUGCCCUAUGCUCAGGCCCUUACGCCAGCCACCGCGUUAGACCUGGUCCGCCGCUAUGACGUGGUUGCCGACUGCUCGGACAACGUGCCUACUCGCUACCUGGUUAACGACGCAUGUGUGUUGGCGGGCCGGCCUCUCGUGUCGGCCAGCGCCCUGCGCUUCGAGGGCCAAAUUACAGUCUACCACUAUGACGGCGGGCCUUGCUAUCGCUGCGUCUUUCCCCAGCCACCCCCAGCGGAGACGGUGACCAACUGCGCGGAUGGUGGGGUGCUCGGCGUCGUAACAGGGGUGUUGGGCUGCCUCCAGGCGCUGGAAGUGCUGAAGAUCGCAGCGGGUCUGGGCCCCUCUUACAGUGGCAGCCUGUUGCUUUUCGAUGCUCUCAGAGGCCAUUUCCGCUGUAUUCGGCUCCGGAAGCGCAGGCCCAACUGUGCAGCUUGCGGGGAGCGGCCCACUGUCACUGACCUGCAGGACUACGAAGCUUUCUGUGGUUCUUCAGCUACGGAUAAGUGUCGCUCCCUGCAGUUGCUGAGUCCAAAAGAAAGAGUUUCUGUCACCGAGUAUAAGCAACUUCUGGAUUCUGGGACAUCUCAUCUGUUGCUGGAUGUCAGGCCUCAAGUGGAGGUGGACAUCUGUCGUUUGCCUCAUGCCCUACACAUCCCCUUGAAACGUUUAGAACGAGGGGAUGCGGAGAGCCUGAAGCUCUUACGAGAAGCAGUCCGGGAACGGAAACAGGGCGUACAGGAAGGGGCAGCUGUCCCCGUUUAUGUGAUUUGCAAACUGGGAAAUGACUCCCAGAAAGCCGUGAAGAUCCUGCAGUCCUUAACAGCAGCCCAAGAGUUAGACUCUUUAACAGUUCAGGAUGUUGUGGGGGGCCUCAUGGCGUGGGCUGCCAAAAUUGAUGAUACAUUUCCGCAGUACUGAAACGGCAACUGUAGCCUUAACUUCUGAGAUAUGUGGAUUGCCGUAAUAUCUCAAAGAUAAAUUUAUUUACAUUUUUCAGAAAUGUGAGGAAGAGACUGGGAUUCUACAAAAAUACAUGGGAUCCUUUUUUAUGAGGAGCUUUUUGAUUGGAAUUUAUUGGAUGACUUUUAUUUAAUAACAAGUACUUGUUAAUAACACUGUUUCUGAGAACCCUCUUGUUUUCACCAUUUGGAGAGUUUUGAACCCAUUGUUUGUAAUGUAAGGGACAGAUUUUGUGUUUUAAACUUCAGAUCAUUUAUUCAACCACUUGUUUCUGCCUUACGCCCCUAAAAAAAAAACAAACCUGUUGCUUUUGAGUGGAUUCCACCUUGCAGCAACCCUAUAGGACAGAGUUGAACUGCCCCAUAGGGUUUCCAAGGAGCACCUGGUGGAUUUGAACUGCCAGCCUUUUAGUUAGCAGUGGUAGCUCUUAACCACUAUGCCACCGGGUUUUCCGCUUUCCCCAAAGAUCUUUAAAUGGUCCAUUUUAUGCCUGGAAUUGGGAUGUACAAACUUAGUCUUACCGAAUUGAUCACAGCUUAUUGUUUAGUGAGGUAUUCUUUGGGUUUGAUUUCUACUUCAAAGGAUAGAAUAUUUGAAAUAAGUGUUUUAAUAUUUAAAUUGUUUUAGUUAUCUGGGAAGUGUUAUUCAGUUAAACAUUUUGAAUUAAUUUAAGAUCUUUAAGUCCAAGUCCUAGCCUCUUCUCAUCCUUUUAUUUUGCCUUUUCUACUUUGGUUUAGUGUAUUUUAUUCCGGCAUUUUAUGGAAGUUUAAAUACAGAGUUUUUUGUUUGUUUAACAUUUUCAUGAAAUGGAAGGUAGUCUGCCCUGCCUUCCCUGUAUACAACAAAAUUAAAAGCAGAAAUUUAAUAUAUGAGUAUAUAUCAGUAGCAAGUUGAAAAACAUGCCCUGCCAAAACGGGGUCUCUGUUCUCCAGCUGAUUGUUGACAUGCAGGCCCAUUGUUGUCAGUUUUGUUGUUUUUUUUUUUUUUAAAGAGAAGGCAGAAAUCACAGAUGUAAAAGUGAAAAUCUUUGUAUCUCUGGUGGAAAAUUAAAAAAAAAAAAAAGUUUAAAAACUAUUGUUGGCAAGUCAAAAGCCCUGCAGGCCAGAUUUACUUAGCUGGUCACCACUUUUCAACUUCUGGUAUGGACUCUUGUUAUAAAAAGAUGAUUUUGUUCAGUAAUCGACUUUAAAAUUAGAAUAAACAUCACUUUUUUACUGGGGGACAAACAUAUUGUAAUUCAUUCUUUGAACAACAACAACAAAAAAACCAAACCCGUUAUGAUUGAGUCAAUUCUUUGAACAGAUGAGCUGAAAGUAUGCCGUGCCCUCUGUUAUGAAGAUGGGGCAGGCUUCUGUGACUGCUUCUCUCAAGAAGCUGUGGAAAUAAAUGACUGAGACCUGCAGGGGAGAGCAAAGAUGGCUGGCCUGUGUCUCUCAGCUGUUUAUUCCAGGGACAAAGCUGGUAUAUGUCAGGAAACAGGUAGAUAGAGGAACUAUUUCAUGUAAAAUGGAAUGUCCUAAAGUUAGAGAGUUUUGGUAAAUCCUGCCAACCUGUUAGCCAUUGGAGACAGAUGACAAGAAGCUAACUGCGUGAUUAAGGGGGAAAAGAGUUCACUAAAGUGAUAUGAAGUGUUUUGGGGACAAGCUCAACGAACUUCUAGGAACAAUGCCCCAAACUGACCUUGUGAGCAAACUGUCAGCACUGUGCUGCCCUUGCAGGUACUAGAGGAAGUAGCUGCCACAGCCUUCCCUUGUCCAGGCAAUCUCUGCUCCCCUAAAAGCCCAAUACUCAGCCACUGCACAUGCAGGGGAGAAAGGAGCAGGGUCGGGGAACCCCUGCCAAGAGUGACUUUAGGUUUUCUUCUGAAUCAGUCUCAUGAAGGUGUGUCUGAUAGGCAGAGCCUAGUGCAUGCCUGCAGUUUAGGUGUAAGGGGAGCUGGGAAUUUUGAGUUCUGACUUAAAUUAAGGAGGGAGGACUCAUGAAGUGAGAUUUUCGCAAACAGUGGAAGAAUAUAAUAUGCCCACUAUGCUAUCCAAAUCACUUUUAUUGUUUGAAAUUUUGUUUUCUCUGGGAAUUUCGGCUAGAAUGUGGGUACAGUCUUACCUAUCUUUCACUAUUGUAAGAAAAUCUAAACUUUUUUUUUUUUCAAAAUCUAAGUUAAAUGUCAAAAACUAAUUCCAAUAUUCUGAAACUGUUUCCCAGAAGAAACACUCAGUAGGCUGAAUGAAGCCUGUAGGCUUAAAUAGAAAAGAUCCAUGAUUUGAGUUUUAAAUUUGGUGGACGCAGAGGUGGCUGAAUGUUGGGGGGAAGCCCAGAACAGCUUUAAAAAUUAGGUACCACCUGCAUUUGUGUUUUUCAUUUGUAGGCUAAUCAUCUUAGUUAAAAUAUGAAGAAAAGUAUUUUUUGCUCAAUCAUUUUAACGUCAUCAUUUCGAGAUGUAAAUUAAUUUGAGACUGAUAUUUUCGAAAGAUUGAAAAACUGGAAUCGGGGAGCUACAUGCGCUAUCCGUCCUUUGCUUCUAGUAUUUUGAUGAAUUGGUUGAAUGUAAUUUCUUAGAAAAUGUCCCUGCAUAAUAAGUAAUCAGAGUGAAGAAGGAGGAAAAGAGUAAUGGAAGGGAGAGUUUACACUUGAUACUUGUAAAAAUUUGCACCUGCAUUGUUUUAGGCUAGUUUAGACCCAUAAAUUAAUGGCAGGAGAAAAGAAAGGUAAAUGGAAUAAGUUAAAAAAAAAAAAAAAAAAAGAUUCACUGAAA
Messenger RNA from Loxodonta africana (African savanna elephant), 4218 nucleotides. It is a transcript of the gene MOCS3, whose product is annotated as molybdenum cofactor synthesis 3. The record is from RefSeq and is a predicted model, not a curated record. Gene Ontology annotation, cellular component: cytosol; cytoplasm. Gene Ontology annotation, molecular function: adenylyltransferase activity; URM1 activating enzyme activity; thiosulfate-cyanide sulfurtransferase activity. NCBI's taxonomy places the organism in Eukaryota, Metazoa, Chordata, Mammalia, Proboscidea, Elephantidae. The transcript has a single exon. Gene Ontology annotation, biological process: tRNA wobble position uridine thiolation; protein urmylation. Bases 42 to 1424 code for a protein of 460 amino acids.